GCAAUUCAAUUGACUUAAUGGCCCGGUUGGGACGUCGUUACUUGUUUAAACCACAAGUCGAGGCUAGUGCUUGAAAUUAGGCUUUUAAAACGAGGCUGGACACGUGUGAUGAUGGAGCCCCUUCUACCUGCACGGAUCAACAUGACUGCGGAGCGAGAGCCGGAGGACAGCGAUGCUAAGAGGAAGAUCCAGUUCUCGGUGCCUUCGGCGGUGCCCCUCCAGCUGGACCCGCGACAAGUGGAACUGAUUCGACGUCGAAGGCCAACGCCUGCCACCCUCUUCCGACUGACGGACCCGCUAUCGCCGGAAGACGACCCCGGGUCUCACCAGUGUCUCGGAGGAGAAAACGGAGUCCUGAAAUCCAAAACGUCUGACAAAACGCCAAGCACCUACGAGCCACCUUCCCUCAAAGCCAUGCAGAGGCUGGCCCUAGUGCACCUGUCUUCCACGAGCUCCGUGGACCGGGACGACACGCCUUCUGGAGAUGAAAAUGACGGGGGCACGCUGUCGGAUUCGGACGCUAGCGUGCAAAACAAAGCGCGGCGGGAUCGGUCACCUUCGCCGGAUGCGUCACGAGCCACGGAGGAGGCCGACGAGUGAGAUGGCAUGAGAUUAGAAAGACGUGGACAGGAGUUUGUGUGCACGCAUGCUUGGAGAUGGCAUGUAAAGACAGUGUGUGGAAGAACAUCUCUGUCGACGCCACAAGAUGGUGCUAAAGAGAAUGGAAGCAUUUGAAUGGACAUUUGUAUGGGGCUUUUCACGUGUGUCCUGCACACUAGCAUUCGAUAUAUUUAUGCUUGGUUGCAAAUAAAAGCUCCAGAAUGAC
Molecule: messenger RNA, 826 nt
Organism: Syngnathus typhle (broad-nosed pipefish)
Lineage: Eukaryota; Metazoa; Chordata; Actinopteri; Syngnathiformes; Syngnathidae
Product: protein phosphatase 1 regulatory subunit 1B-like
Exons: 6
Coding region: 109-600 (163 amino acids)
Biological process (GO): intracellular signal transduction
Cellular component (GO): cytoplasm
Molecular function (GO): protein phosphatase inhibitor activity
Source: RefSeq, a predicted model, not a curated record